AUGUCAUCAUUUGUUCCUGUUAGCGUCAGCUAUCCCCCCUUGUUCAGUCGCCAAGUAUUGGAACUUUGGGAUUACGUAUGGGAUGCCCAGCAACAAUCAUAUGAGAGAGUAAGUUUUCGCCCUCUCCAUAUGUUUGAGAGAGACGACAACCCCGUGGAUAAUGUUGAGGAGGGCGAGUUUUUACCCCCUAGACCAAUCCUACUUCGAGAACUGCAACCCAGUGUUCAAAGAAGAAUGGAGAGGCCCCCUACAAGACCGCCGCCGCCGCCGCCAGGAGUGCCCCCUACAAGACCGCCGCCGCCGCCGCCAGGAGUGCCCCCUACAAGACCGCCGCCGCCAGGAGUCAGCGUAACCAGUCCCAGACAAGUAUCCAGCGGAACUAGUCCCAGACAAGUAGCCAGUCCCAGACAAGUAUCCAGCGGAACUAGUCCCAGACAAGUAGCCAGUCCCAGACCAGGUCCCAUUUUGAGUAGUCCUGUGAGUCCAACGGUAGCCGAGUCCCCGGCCAGUCCUGAUAGUUCUGAACCUUACUCACCCACUGACACCCCCACCAAGAGGACUACACCAUCUCCCCGUCCUCAUUCACCUGAUCGACUGGAGUGUGAGCGGUCAUUUUUCGUGGCGAGACAAGACCACCAAUUUGCCUUGCCCUCCAGCUGUCCGAAUAAUCAACCACCCAGACCACCGGUGCCAGCAUUCUCAGCGAGCAAUCCACCCCUUCAGCCAGCUCCGGAGCCCCACCGCGCUCGAGUCAGGAGCAGGAGGAGAGCGCCAUCCCCACCCAGACCCGUGGGACGGGGAAGAGGAGCCCCCUAUGCCAGACCCUCUAUACCAUCAGAGGACUCCGCUUUUGGGAGACCGUCUUUACCGUUUGGGCGAGCCAGAAGUCUCUUCUCAGACUUUAUUCCCAAUAUCCAGUCUCCUCCCUCUCCGCCGCCCAUGGUACAGACCUUUCCGGGACCUUCGAGGACCCCGUCACCGCCACUUCCUGGACCUUCAAGAUCUCCAUCCCCUGACCUUCUGAUGGAACUUUACCAGCACAGCCGCCACCCAGAGGACCACAGAAGUCACUUAACGAUAACGCCUAGCUGGAGCAGAAAAGCCCCCAAGGAAGAUAGAGGAGAAUGCAUUAUUUGUUACGGGGAGGACGAACAUCUCCAGAUACAGUGUCAGAAUUGUCAGACAAUGAAGGAGCAAGUAGAUUUACAUCGACAAGGUCAAACAGAUCAAGCCCCACCUCAACCCCCUAACAUGGAUAAGAUAACUAGAACUCCUGGGGGUAAGAUGCAAUUGAUGGUUAGAUUGCCUUAUCAGAACCCCACCCCUGGAAGCCCUGCAAGUCUUGUAACCCCUAGUGUAUCUUAUCAAGAUGAAAAUUUAGAUGCUACUCUCCCCUACAUGGACGAUAAAGCCGUUCAGAUAAUGGAUAGGGCUAUGACAGGACCCAUAGGAGCUGCUAGAACCAGUGACAAUAUAUUGACGUCUACCCCCGUAAGAUCUUCUCCGUCACCCUCAGUAUUUGAUCACAUUCUUCCUUUCUCCCCUUUAACGGGACCUGUAUCUCCUGAAGUGCCUGUUGCCUCUACCCCUAAGCGUAGACCCUCUCUGAAAUUAAAGAAGAAAGCCAAAGAUCCUUUUGCGGGGUUAAAAAAACCAUGGGAGAAAGUUUAUGAUCCUGAUCCGAAGCAAGAACUCUCUACUAAGAAGCACAUCUUGAGAAAACUAGUCAAACCUCAGAGUAAAUUACCUAAAUCUCCCGAAUUUAAUGCUGCUAUUGGGUUAGGACAACAAUUAGAUCAGAUUGAAUCGAGAACAGAUUUGACCCCUGAAGAAAAAGCAGCUCUGUAUGGGCAACAAUUAUACCGGUAUCGAAAUUAUUUAGCUCAAGCUCGUAUUCAACAAAAUCCUCUUGCUGCUGUCGCUGCUGCCGCUGCUGCUACCCCUUCCCCUACUGCUGCUGAUGGUGCCCCUGCUGCUGAUGGUGCUGCUGCCCCCGAUGAUGCUACUCCUGCUGUUGCUGUUCCUAAAACCAGGGAAAUGGAUUCGCAAGUAAUCAGAAGUGUUUCUAGUAAAAUGCAAAGAAAAGCAGGGCUUCUUUUAGAUCACCUUAAAAAAUCUAAUGUCAUACAAUGGAACGACGAUGGAGAAAUUAGUUAUCGAGGAGAACCCAUCCCUGGUUCUAAUAUCGUAGAUUUAGUUACCAAUACAAUGAAAACUAAAUCUAGUGCUAGGUUACCUCCACUGCCAGGUUCUAAUGAAUUUGCUCAAGCUUUGAAAGAAACCAAAGUCCCUAGAGAAUAUGUGGUAAAUCCUAACGUUAUAAAAGCUAUGGAAAGACCGGGAAAAAUCAGUACCCCUAUAACACCUAGAGCCCUUGCUCCCCUAAAAGAAUAUGAUGAUGAGGAUGAUGAUACUGGAUUUCACGAUGCCUCUAGUAUUACCCCUAGUAGUACUUUUAUGACUCCUAAAAGAAAGAAAAAAGGUGACAUCUUAGACUACGUUUUUUCUCCCUCUGAACCCUCUGGUAUAGGAAGACAAAGAAAAGCUCUUAGAUGGGACGUCUUAAGAAAAUAA
Molecule: messenger RNA, 2574 nt
Organism: Magallana angulata
Lineage: Eukaryota; Metazoa; Mollusca; Bivalvia; Ostreida; Ostreidae
Product: titin-like
Exons: 4
Coding region: 1-2574 (857 amino acids)
Source: RefSeq, a predicted model, not a curated record